AUGUCGUGGCUGAUCAAUCUAGUCAUGUUCCGUCUUGGCUUUGAACUGACGAUUUUGGUGAUUGUCGGGAACAGCGAAAUCCUAUGCCCGACUGGGCUCAUCAGCUACUCGGAUGUUGUUUGUGGACUCAUAUUCACAGAGCGAUAUUGGUACUGUGAUGCCCACAAACAGUGCCGCGAUAGAGGAGUGAAACUGGGACUGCGAUUGUUCGUAGCAGGACCGAACGUCAGCCAAUUUCUCAUCACACAAGGAUUUCCUAAGGUGGCACACACCAGUCUGAAUACGUUGCUUAUUCGUAAGCAUAAUCAACGAAUUGGAUGGGCUGCAGGUGUACCCCGCCAGGCCGGUUACGUUACCACAAACACUUCGAAUAUGCCUUGGUACCAGAAUCAGCCAAAUUCACUGAACGAACGUGUUGCAGUGGUCAGUUAUCAGAAAUUGCAUGAUUAUGCUCAGAACAGGAUAACGGGCGCGGCUGCUUGCGAAUGGGCCGGUCCCGGGAGCAGUUUAGAGAUUGAUCCAAGAGCUGAGCGAUUUGAUGCACAGUUUCCUGAACCGUUGUCCAGUUUCUUUUUUUCCGAUAUAAACAAUGAAGGUUGUUUUCAGACUGUCCAAUGUACAACCGUGAUUGAGUGUGCAAAAAGAUGCAAACAGAUUUUGGAGUGUCGGUCCAUCUAUUUCAACCGCGACACAAAUGAAUGCUGGCUGUCCCUGUUUGUGGACACCUUAUUACCGAAAAGUCUGGAAACGACUAACGAAAGUUGGGUUCGAUUUGGUCGACCAGACUGGUGA
Messenger RNA from Echinostoma caproni, 792 nucleotides. NCBI's taxonomy places the organism in Eukaryota, Metazoa, Platyhelminthes, Trematoda, Plagiorchiida, Echinostomatidae. The record is from the annotation of a GenBank genome assembly.